Messenger RNA from Zophobas morio, 839 nucleotides. RefSeq names its product 2,3-bisphosphoglycerate-dependent phosphoglycerate mutase-like. The coding region runs from base 1 to 777 and encodes 258 amino acids. The record is from RefSeq and is a predicted model, not a curated record. Gene Ontology annotation, molecular function: intramolecular phosphotransferase activity. NCBI's taxonomy places the organism in Eukaryota, Metazoa, Arthropoda, Insecta, Coleoptera, Tenebrionidae. The transcript has a single exon. Gene Ontology annotation, biological process: glycolytic process.
AUGGUAUAUACUAUAGUUUUUAUGAGACACGGAGAAAGCGAGUGGAAUCUCUCAAAUCGCUUUACCGGCUGGGUUGACUGCAAGCUUUCGGAAAAAGGAGUUCAAGAAGCUAUUGAAGGUGGCAAACUGAUAAAGGAGCACGGUUACGAGUUUGAUCUUUGUUAUACUAGCCUACUCAAAAGAGCUAUUACCACUGCCAACUAUGUUCUGGAAGUAUGCGAUCAACUCUGGAUACCUCAAUUUAGAUCUUGGAAGUUAAAUGAAAGAAUGUACGGAGCUCUUGAAGGUUUAAAUAAAAGGGAAUGCGUAGAAAAGCACGGCGAAAAACAGGUUAUGGAAUGGAGACGUUCUUAUGGUACACCACCACCAGCUAUGGCUGAGGAUUCCGAACUUAACCAUGCCUUUGAAAGAAAAUAUGCUAAUAUUGAUGGAAUAGUUCCUAUGACAGAAUGUCUUAAAGAUUGUGUAGAACGAGUGGUGCCCUUUUGGAAUACCGAAAUUGUUCCUGCUUUAAAAGCUAACAAACGCAUCUUUAUAGCAGCUCACGGUAAUAGUUUAAGAGCUUUAGUUAAACAUUUAGAUAACAUUUCCGAGAAAGACAUUGUUAAUCUAAACAUACCCACUGGUAUUCCGUUGGUGUAUAAUCUCGGUGAAGAUUUGUUGCCCAUCCCCGUGGAAGAUAAAAAGUACUCUCCCUUAACAGGAACUUACCUGGGGAACGAAAAUGAAAUUAAAGCAAAAAUAGAGGGAGUUGCCAACCAGGCUUCCAAGAAGUAGAAAGUUUAAUAAACUUUACUGUAAGAAUAUAAACGCAAUAAAGGUCAAGGCUUGGUCUAUAA